UUGACCUAUUUAGGACAUCCUUAGUGGAUCAAAGGAAGGUUUUGACUGUUUUGUAUUUAUGAUGUAGUGAUUUAACAGUAACUGUUUGUUUAUGAUUGAACAUGUAUGAGGGAAAUCUCUUUGUAGAAAGUGAAGUGCAUACUACCUUAAUCAAAUAGAUCUCGACCUGAAAUAGAUUUGAAAUAAAUAGACUUUUAAAUUCAUGCAAACUAAAUUUUAAUUCUAAUUUACUCGAAAAAAGGAUAAUGUAACAUAAUUGCACAUUUUGCACACAUUGUUGUAUUUGCAUUAUAUGGAAAAAUCUUAAUUUAGUGAUCUGUAUGUUAUAAAUAGAUAUAUGAUAGAAGUAUUAUAUAGAUCUAACUGAUACCAACAGUGUGUGUGUACAGCAUUGUGUGUACAGUAUAUAUAAAAUUAUACUGUGUCUUCAAGUAGGAUACUAUUAUUUUGCUUAAAUUUUAGAAAUUGAUAGUGCGGAUAGGACGAAGGUUAUAUAUACACAAUAGAAUACUAUUUUAACAGAUAAGAAGAUAACUGAAAAUGAAGAUUCCUUUUGUCUUGUUGAUGGUAAAAAUUUGCUUUGUUGCUAUAGCAACAGGGGAGGAAGUACACAAUGUUUCCCCAGGAAGUAAUGCAUCAUACAAACCAGUCACUGCCAAUCAUGUUACUUCGAAUCAUGUUACUGCAAGUCCUCAUGUAAUAGAUACAAACCACACUACCCAUGGAAGCAAUCACAGCGAGAAAGCUUGCAAGUAUGCCCAUAGUGAUGGUCACCAUGGUGAUGAAGGUCAUGAUGGUCAUGAACGUCAUAAAAGCAAGAAGAUACAUGUUGUUGAAUUUAACUUUGACCAUGUGAAAACACCAUUACUGUUUGGACUGGUAGUGAUUAUAGCUGGACUGAGCAAAAUAGGAUUCCACCAUGCUAAUUUCCUGUCAUCAAAAGUUCCAGAGUCUUGCAUUUUAAUCAUUCUCGGUGUUAUAUUCGGUGCAAUAUUUUUACUGACAGGUGCUGGUGAAGACUUUGAAUUCUUUCAGCCUGAUCAAUUUUUCUUGUAUCUUUUGCCCCCGAUAAUUCUAGAAGCAGCAUUCAGUUUACAUGAUAGAACUUUUACAGACAACCUUGGCAGCAUUAUAAUGUUCUCAGUUGUGGGAACUGUGAUUGCAUGCUUUUCUAUAGGACUGAGUCUAGUUGGUUUGGCUAAAGCAGGUGCUAUGGAGGAUCCGCAGGCAACACCGGUGCAAAUACUGGUGUUCAGUGCACUGAUUGUAGCUGUUGACCCAGUUGCUGUAUUGGCUAUAUUUCAAGAAGUUGGUGUGAACAAUAUGUUGUAUUUCAUUGUGUUUGGGGAGUCACUACUGAAUGAUGGUGUUACUGUAGUGAUAUAUAAUGUUAUGCAGAUCUACAGUAGAAUGGACACAAUAGAGGCUGAUCAGAUUGUUCUUGGAAUUGUAAAGUUCUUUGUGGUUGUGUUUGGUGGAAUAUUUAUCGGUGUUGCAAUAGGACUCAUAUCAUCUUUCCUUACCAAGUUCACAAACUCUGUCAAAGUUGUGGAACCAAUUAUCAUAUUUGGCUUUGCUUAUCAGUCAUACAUUUUGGCUGAAAUGUUUCAUUUCUCAGGGAUCAUAAGCAUAAUAGGGUGUGGAUUGACACAAAUGCAAUAUGCCUUCAACAAUAUCACAAAUAAAUCAAGAUUGGCUUGCAAGUUCUUUGCUAAAGUCAUAAGCAAUACCUGUGAAAUUAUCAUAUUCCUGUUUUUGGGACUGAAAACUGUAAAUCCUAAUCAUGUUUGGAAUACAGGCUUUGUAUUGUGGACAACUUUACUUUGUGUAGUUUAUAGAUUCAUCAUAACUUUUGUAAUGUCAUUCCUCAUCAACAAAUGUGAUAGGUACAGAAUACGCAAAAUAAAACUGGAUGAAAUGUUUAUGAUUAGUUAUGGAGGAUUACGUGGGGCAGUGUGUUUUUCCCUUGUGGCAUUGUUAGACAAGAAAGAGUACGCCAUGAAGGACAUGUUUAUGACUACAACAUUGUUCAUCAUCUUUUUUACUGUCUUUAUACAGGGUGGGACCAUUAAAUGGCUGGUGAAGAAGAUGAGAGUGUCUUUACAAGAUUCCUCAAAGGACAUGAUCCUCUACCAGCAGUUAAAUCAGCAUGUAUCUGACCAUCUUAUGGCAGGUAUAGAAGAAAUAAUUGGUAUUUCAGGAAAGUAUAUCUUAAGGGAAAAGUUUGACCGUCUAGAUGACAGACUUUUCCGGCCUAUAUUGCUCCGAGACCCAACAAAAUGUGACCUAAAUGAGAUAAGCCAGUACUAUGAAAAACUCAUGAUGAAGGAGCAUUACAAAAACCUCCGGCUUUGUGGAGCUUCCAAUCUGCCACAUGUGGCCUCUGAUCUGAGACAGAUCGACAGUUCAGCCUGUCUGAAGGGUAUGGAUGAUGAAUAUGAGCAAAGAGCACUAGAAAGAGAUGAAAAGAUAGAAAUGCGCAAGCAUCGUUUGACAUCACAGCGGUCCAUGAAAGAAGCUGAGGGUCCAGAAGGAGUUGAUUUGCAAAAACUCUUCCGAAGUGCUUUAGUAUCCUCUAGACAUGUAUGUAUUUGAUGUGUUAAUAAUGAACUUUACUUUUUAGACAUGUAACACAUAUUUUUUCACUGUGUCUUUUAAUUGAGAUUAUUGUAAUCAUACUGAAGAAUUAGUCCAGAUAUGAAAAAAGUGAAGUUUCACUUUUUUAGCUCACCUGUCACAUAGUGACAAGGUGAGCUUUUCUGAUCACCCUUCGUCCGUCGUCAGUCCGUGUGUGCGUCCAUCUGUCCGUCAACAAUUUCUUGUCUGCACGAUAGUGGUUUCAUUUAUGAUUUUAUUUAAACCAAACUUGCACACAACUUGUAUCACCAUAAGAUCUUGGUUCCUUUCUUGAACUGGCCAGGUCCCAUUAUGGGUUCCUGAGUUAUGGCCCCUGAAAGGGCCAAAAUUGGCUGUUUUGAGCUUGUCUGCACAAUAGCAGCUUUAUUUAUGAUUUGAUUUUUACCAAACUUGCACACAACUUGUAUCAUCAUAAGAUCUUGGUUCCUUUCAGGAACUGGCUAGAUUCCAUUAUGGGUUCCAGAGUUAUGGCCCCUGAAAGGCCCAAAAUUAGCUAUUUUGAGCUUGUCUGCACAAUAGCAGCUUUAUUUAUGAUUUGAUUUUUACCAAACUUGCACACAACUUGUAUCACCAAAAGAUCUUGGUUUCUUUCUGGAACUGGCAUGAUUCCAUUAUGGGUUCCAGAGUUAUGGCCCCUGAAGAGGUCAAAAUUAGCUAUUUUGACAUUGUCUGCACAAUAGCAGCUUCAUUUAUGAUUUGAUUUUAGCCAAACUUGCACAAAACUUGUGUCACCAUAAGAUCUUGGUUCCUUCCUUGAACCGGCCAGAUCCUAAAAU
Messenger RNA from Mercenaria mercenaria, 3413 nucleotides. RefSeq names its product sodium/hydrogen exchanger 1-like. The record is from RefSeq and is a predicted model, not a curated record. Gene Ontology annotation, biological process: regulation of pH; proton transmembrane transport; sodium ion transport. Bases 541 to 2595 code for a protein of 684 amino acids. Gene Ontology annotation, molecular function: sodium:proton antiporter activity. The transcript is spliced from 21 exons. Gene Ontology annotation, cellular component: membrane. NCBI's taxonomy places the organism in Eukaryota, Metazoa, Mollusca, Bivalvia, Venerida, Veneridae.